AUGGCAUCAAAACUGGCUCAAUAUCAAAGGCAUCGUAUGGCCGAAAAUUAUUUGGUCAUCUGGGUCGAUGGAAAUAUCGACAUGGCAAAUGAAGAUUGCCAAAAUACAAUGGAACAAUUACGUGCUGUCGUCAAUCAAGUUACUCCAUGUGAGACAGCUGAACAAUGCAUACAACAGCUCACAGAAAAUCAAGAGGAGAUCUCAUUUGUUAUCUCCUCAGGUGCAAUUGGACAACAUUUAGUGCCGGACAUUCAUGAUAUGGCAAAAUUAAAUGCCAUUUUUAUAUUUUGUGGCAAUAAACAACGGCAUCAAAUAUGGGCCCAAAAUUGGGCAAAAAUCAAAGGUAUACAUACCUCAAUACAGCCCAUUUGUGAUGCAUUGAAAAUGGCUGUCAACCAAUGCAACCAAAAUACCAUGUCUAUAAGCAUUAUUGGUGCGAAUGAAGGAGGUUCUACUGAAAAUGUUAAUCAGCUAGAACCUACCUUCAUGUAUUCACAAAUAUUCAAGGAAAUUCUCCUUGAAAUAGAACACAGCGAGCAAGCAAUCAAAGACUUAGUUACAUUUUGCCAAGAAAUAUAUCACGAUAAUGAUAAUGAAAUGAAAAUUAUUGAUGAAUUUCAACGUACAUAUCAAGCAUCAAAAGCUAUUUGGUGGUAUACACCUCUGCCUUCGAAUCAUCCUCAUUUGGCUGGAAGUCAUUUGAAUUUUGCAGCAUGUUACGAAAAAAUGGGUGAUUACACAACAGCUCUUAAAGUCCUUAAAAAUGCUUAUCAAAUUCAGCAAAAAGCUUUUGAAGAAGGUAAUCCAGCUUUUUCUUCUACCUACAGCUGGUUUGGAAGAGUUUAUCGCAAUAUGAAAGAUUAUUCAAAGUCACUUGAUUACUUUGAAAAAUGCCUUGGAAUAGAUAAAAAAACACUACCUGAAAAUCAUCCAUAUUUUGGUAUAUCAUACAGUAAUAUUGGUGAUGUUCAUCGAUUCAUGGGUAAUUAUGAGAAGGCAAUUUCAUUUCAUCAAAAAGCAUUAAAUGUUCAAGAAAAUGUUCAAUGUAAUCCUCUCGAUUGUGCAACGACAUAUAUAAAUUUAGGUGAAACAUAUCGUCAAAUGAAAGAUUAUACAACGGCAUUGACAUAUUUUCAAAAAGGAUUAGAAAUACGUGAAAAUAAACUACCAAAAAAUCAUCCUGAUUUAGCUAUUGUAUAUCAUAAUUUGUCAAAAUUAUAUUCAUCUACUGGACAAUAUAAUAUGGCAAUGAAAAAUGUUCAACAAGCCGUAGAAAUUGCUCAAGAAAAAUUACCUUCAAAUCAUCCUCAUAUAUUGGAAUAUAAAGAAACAUUUGAAAAAAUUCGAAAGAAAAUGUAA
This is a messenger RNA of Rotaria sp. Silwood1, 1359 nucleotides long. The record is from the annotation of a GenBank genome assembly. NCBI's taxonomy places the organism in Eukaryota, Metazoa, Rotifera, Eurotatoria, Philodinida, Philodinidae.